CUCAAGCUUACUGCUAAUCAGCUCCGAACAGCUGAACUCAUAGUCUAUUUUUAGAGCUUCGUACAACAGUCGGAAGCUUCUGGAUUCAACUCCAUUUCAAACCCAGAUCAUUGGCUUUCUCCACCUCCACCUCUCAAAUUCCAGCUAAGUGGCCGUGCUGGAUCGUCGACGACGAUGAGCAGAACCCGGGUUUCGAGGAAUCCAAUCGCGUUUGUAUCGGUGGUGGUAUUGGUUUGCUGCUUUGUAAUACUCGCACUCACAAUGCUGCGUCUUCCAGAUCCAAACAUGAGAGCUACCACUCAUCAUUCCCACAAGCUAAAGAUCGGGAAGUUCGGGGAGAUGAUGAUGGAAAUGUUGCCGGACUAUCUAGCUUUCACUGUCUUUCUCCCAUCGGAGAAAGCUUUCAAGCGCGACCUGAGGCUGGACCCGAGUGACAGUUUCGUCGGGGAGAAGAUGAAUGAUACUUAUGCAGUGGUGUCCAGAGUGCUGGGGUUCUCCGCCGUGCCAAGGAGUAUUAGUUCCGACUCGGUGGCGUUCGGAAAGGAGAUGUCGUAUGAUUCGAUAUCGGGGUUUGUGCUGCAUGUAUCCAAAGAUGAAGAUGGAAGGCUGGUUGUGAAUGGGGUUCGAUCGGAGAGAGUUGAUCUCGGGAGGAAGGGGAGUGUUGUGCACGUUAUGGAUGGAGUUCUGAUGGAUGCCGAGUUCAGGCAAUCGGUUCAGUAUGAUGGUGAAGAAGAUUGAUAGGAGAAAGUGAAACUAACAUUUUGUCUGUAACGCAAAUAGAGCUACAUA
Molecule: messenger RNA, 789 nt
Organism: Argentina anserina (silverweed cinquefoil)
Lineage: Eukaryota; Viridiplantae; Streptophyta; Magnoliopsida; Rosales; Rosaceae
Product: fasciclin-like arabinogalactan protein elcF
Exons: 1
Coding region: 175-738 (187 amino acids)
Source: RefSeq, a predicted model, not a curated record